UGGAAAUCUAUUUAUUGCUUUUGUAUUGAAUGAAUGAAUUGACAAAAAAUGAUUGCAAUAAUUGUUUAUAACAUCACACAAAACUGAUUCCCUGUUUACGGCUUAUUGUGCUCAUUGUGUCCAUACGUUCACUAAUUGUACGCUAACUGUAUGUAUGAAUACACGUAUAAAUGCUAAACACAUUUGUAAAGAGUGUUUAAAAGUUUGCGAAAACACAACAUAUUUAUGAAUUGAAAUGUUUGGCAAAGUUUUGCGUAAAUUAUUAUUGAAUUAAAUGAAAGCAUUUAAAGCGAAACUUUCACUUAAAUUAAUAAACCAUUUAUUGGUUUAUUUGAUUUUGUUUGAAAUGUUGGCCACAAUUACGGGCGAUGUGUUGUCUUCGCUUUUGGCCGAAGAGGACAUACACUUCGAGAUCGUUGAACCCGAAAGUCUUCGUUACACUUAUAGGGCACGAAUGGCACAGAAUUUCGGCACUAGUUUUGAAAAGCGUUAUUCAAACAUAAAUCUAGUGAUCGUUGAGCCAAACGACUCGUGCACUACAAUCGUGAAUAGACUUGAAUUAAUCAAUAAUAUUGGUCUCAUUGAAAGGGGCGGCUGUGCAUUUCUGGCCAAAUGUAUUGCCGCCGAGAAGAAUGGUAUGAUUGGAGUAAUCAUUUACGAUAAUAAUAACGAUAACGACGACCAGUACAUAGAGAUGGUGACCGACAACCCAUCGCCCAACUGCUCAAUUCCGGCCGCAUUUCUUCUCGGAAAAGACGGUCAUAUGAUUCGGAGGGCAUUGGAUGCGCACCGACUGAAUCGAGCCGUCGUUAACAUUCCUAUUAAUGUGAGCCAUAUGUCGGUGAAAGUACGACAGCCUCCUUGGGUUGUCUGGUAAUCAUCACAUCCCAUAACAUACCAGUUAUUAACGAAUUAAUUUUUAUUUAAAAUAUCAUUUUAUUCUACA
Medioppia subpectinata is the source of this 946-nucleotide messenger RNA. Lineage: Eukaryota; Metazoa; Arthropoda; Arachnida; Sarcoptiformes; Oppiidae. The record is from the annotation of a GenBank genome assembly.